CGGGGCGAAAAAUUAGGUGCAACCCUCGCCCAAAGAUCGUUGACGACGCAUGGGUACCAUCCAGCGGCCGAUAAUGUAGACACUGGUUUUUUAAUUGAGUGAAGUAUAAAGGCCUCCAAGACGUUACGUUAACGUUUGUAUUUAAUGUCAGUGAAUGAUUGUGAAUGUCGAUGAAUUGUUAUUUCACAUUUUGCUUGAGAUAUCGAUAACUCUGAGCUUAGUUGGGGGAAUAAUUGGGUGGUUUUUGACGGAAUGACUAUUGCUACGAGGGGUCAGGGGGUCGGAAUUGAUCCACCUGAGAAUCAGCAAACGACACAGAUGCACAGUCCGCAAGGUCCCCAGCACCUGGCGGACGCGAUAUCGGGCCUCCAGCUGACGGAGCCGACGUCUCACCAGCCGGACUGUCAGAAUGACACCUCCCUGGACGAGAACAGCCGGGCGCGCGUGGAGCCGGACUUUCCCCACGCGAAGCUGGCGACCCUCGACGAGAAGAUCACCUCCUCCCGCUGGGUGGUGCCAGUGCUCCCGGACCAGGAGCUCCGCUGCCUCCUGGACGCCAGCAUAGACCUCUGCAAGCGAGGAAUAGACGUGCACAGCGAGGCCUGCCAGCGUUUUUUUCGCGAGGGCCUGACAAUAUCCUUCACAAAAAUCCUCACCGACGACGCCGUCAACAGUUGGAAGCCCCACAUCCACAGCUGCAUAAACGCCAACUGCGACAGACUGGUCGAGCUCUGCGUCCGCAAGUUGGACGAGGACUGGUUCCCCCUGCUGGACCUCCUGGCGAUGGUCUUCAACCCAAACAACAAAUUCCACACAUUCAACGCAGCAAGAACAUCAGCCACAGUUCCCCCAGGCAGCAACAUCCCAGACGAGGAGCUCUUCGCCCGCCCACCCCCAGACCCCCGAAGCCCCCGAGGCUGGCUGGUCGAUCUCAUCAACAAAUUUGGAUGUCUCGACGGCUUCGUAAUCCUCCUCACACGAUUCCAGAGCAAUCGAAACCUCACGAUACCCGUUAUUCACGCACUACUGCGACCCUUUGGCCUCUGCUACGAGCUCCUCACUGUUCACACGAUAGUCAAAUACCUAAUGCCAAUUAUCGAAAUGGUGCCAGUUAUCCUGGACAAUCUCACAGACGACGAGCUGAAGAAGGAAGCUAAGAAUGAAUCCAAAAACGAUGCCAUAUCGGCCAUUAUAAAAGCCAUGAAGUGUCUGGUGUCACGUGUCCCCAUGCAGGAGGCAAUGAUCAAGAAUCUUGAAAUAUUGAGACUGAAAAUGAUACUGCGACUGCUGCAGAUAUCCUCGUUCAACGGUAAAAUGAAUGCACUCAACGAAGUUAAUAAAGUCAUAACGAGUGUGAGCUACUAUCCACAUCGGAAUCCUGCCCUCGAGGACGAGGAGUGGUUGACAGCUGAGAGAAUGGCCAAGUGGAUAAAGGACAAUGGAGUUCUUGAGAUAGUCCUGCGAGACUCGCUGCACCAGCCCCAGUACGUGGAGAAGUUGGAGAAGAUUCUUCGUUUCAUAAUUAAGGAGCGAGCCCUCACCCUGGAGGACCUGGACGCCGUGUGGGCAGCGCAGGCUGGCAAGCACGAGGCAAUCGUCAAGAAUGUCCACGACUUGUUGGCCAAGGUCGCCUGGGACUUCAGCCCCGAGCAGCUGGACCACUUGUUCGAGUGCUUCCAGAUGAGCUGGAAGACAGCCAACAAGAAACAGAGGGAAAAGCUUCUGGAGCUGAUCCGAAGGCUCGCCGAGGACGACAAGGACGGUGUUAUGGCCCACAAAGUGCUGACUCUCUUCUGGAAUCUGGCGCACUCAGACGAAGUGCCCACGGAGAUAAUGGACCAGGCGCUCAAUGCCCACGUGAAGAUCCUGGACUACUCCUGCUCGCAGGACAGGGACGCCCAGAAGACAGUCUGGCUUGACAAGUGCGUUGAGGAGCUAAAGAGUGGGGACAAGUGGGCGCUCCCAGCGCUGAAGCAGAUCCGAGAGAUUUGCUGUCUCUACGAGCCUAAUCCACUGAUUGGCAACAGCCAGAGGAGCCACCAGGCCUACUACAGACAAGAGGUGAUAGAGCGUCUGCAGAAUCAGCACAGUGUUGUCAUUCUGGUGACGAAUAGUUUGACAAAUUACAUGGACAAGGUCAGGGCUCUCGUCAAGGAGACCCCAGACAUCGACGCCACGACCUUCAUGCCCGACGCUCGCUACAACCACGUGAUGCAGGUGCAGGAGAGACUCAACUUCCUGAGAUUUCUCCUGAAGGACGGCCAGCUGUGGCUGUGCGCCGAGCAGGCAAAGCAGAUCUGGCAGUGCCUAGCCGAUCAGGCUGUCUUCGUCUCCGACAGGGAAGCCUGCUUCAAGUGGUUCUCCAAGCUCAUGGGGGAGGAGCCAGACCUCGACCCAGCGAUCAACAAGGACUUCUUCGAGAACAACAUCCUCCAGCUGGACCCCACACUCCUCACUGAAAGUGGGAUUAAGUGUUACGAGCGUUUCUUCAAGGCUGUCAACUCUAAGGAGGGAAAGCUGAGGCUGAAGAGACGAACAUUUCUGAUGGACGACGUCGACCUCAUUGGCACUGACUACCUCUGGCGAGUGGUCACCAACAGCCCCGAGGAAAUAGCCAAUCGUGGGAUCGAGCUGCUGAAGGAAGUCAACACUAAUUUGGGGCCACGACUGCAGCUGUCUGUCCUGGCAUUUCACGAGACCUACAUUGCUGAGUGCAUGGACAGACUUCGAGCCCACUACGACACAGUGACAGUUCUGAGUGAUGUGCCAGCUGAUGGGAAGGAGGAGACCGACGAGCAGGUCUCAAACAAGAUUAAGAACGAGGCACUGAAGAUGUGUCGUGUGAUGAAGGUCCUGCAGGAGUACAUCAACGAGUGUGACACUGCCUUCCCUGGGGAGAGGAAGAUCCUGCCACUGCAUCGAGCUGCACGUGGAAAGCACAUGUCCCUGGUGAUUCGCUUUGUGAAUCCAGGUCGGAGCAUCGACGACAUUGAGGUCUACACCCACAGCAACGACACCCUGGCCUCGCUGAGGCGCCAGAUCCUCCGGAGGAUCAAGGCCAGUGGCACCAACGUCAAGCUAGAUUUAUUCAUCAACGGGGAGUCCCUGGAGCAGGCGGACGACAGGAAACUCCUCUCGCAGAUUCCCCUGAGGGACAAGAUGCUGCUGUCAGCCAAGUUGUCACAGAUCAACAGCAACAUGCCUAGCUCACCGGACAGCAGCUCUGACUCGUCGACGAGCUCGCCACAUCACCCGUACGAUGGACCCAAUCUAGAGGCUGAGAACAGUCUGCCAGGGGUUGUAAUGUCCCAGCGCGCCCAGCACGCCACCUUCUUCUUUCAGCUGUCAGACCUCGGCUGCUCCCUCAAGCACUCGAGCCUCCGCGAUGGGGCUCGCAAUCUCCUGCAGCUUGUCCCCCCCGACGCCCUCACUGUCCUCAGGCUCCAGUGGCUCUUCGGCCACUACAAGAACGACGAGAUGUCCCUCAAUCCCCACUGCAACGAGCAGAACACCACUGUCAAUACCCUAUUCUUCGCUGCGUCUGCCAGCCAAGUGCUCUACAAUCUCGAGGUGCUGUACACUCUCCUGAUGCCCGCACUGGACCCCCUCUCGGAGAAGGCCUUCGAGUUCCAACUGAAUUUCAUCAAGAGUGGCGAGGCCGGGGUCAUUCUCGAGAUGCUGACGAAGAACAAGUUCCUACCGAAUGCUGACGAGACCACCAAACGAUCGGCUUAUCUCACUGUUCUCAAACUCUGCAAACUCCUGCUGACUGUCAUUGGGAAUUUGAUGGGCUGCGUCAUGGACGAGGUGCAGCAGGCGACGAUACCGGAGAAUCAUGACACGUAUUUUCAGAAUAAUCGUAAUUUAGUGGCUAUUCUGAAGCAGGCACUGCACACCGUGCCCAAUCAGAACACCGAGUACAUGCUGAGGAGUGUUGCCACGAAAUUGGCGCAGCACCUUGCGAGCCAGAUGCUCUCUGGGGGGACAGAGUCAGAUCGCUGCCGUCAGCUGUUCAUCCAAGGGCUCUCCUGGGAGUUGCCGGACAUGGCGACCAUUCGUGCCAUAAUUAAACUGGCCUGGGCUGCCUCCUCGGGGAAUUUGAAUCACGCGGAUGGGAGUGUGGAGACACUGCACGCCAUGCACGAGGCCAAUCAGCGAGAGCAGAAGGCACCAGACCCCAAUGAUGUGCUUGUCUGCAAGGAGGCACUGGAGGUCCUCACGAUUGCUCUCGUGCUCAACCCCUCGGCGCUCUCCUCCCUCACGAAGGAGAAGCUCUGGCCCACAUUUCUCACUGAUCUCGUUCUGGGGAGCCCCUCCAGGGCCAUCAGGAUCGCCGCUGCCGAGCAGUUUCUACUCAUAUUCACCUGGUGCAACUCCAAUCAUCUGUCCUUUCAGAAUACCAUUCUCCUGCUGUCGGACGUUCUCAACACGACUGUCAUCGAGAAUGCCAGGCAGAGUCACGAGUACUUUCAGCUGCUCUGCAGGCUUCUCAGUUGUGCCCACAUAUCGGGGUGUCCUCUGCUGUCGGCUGAGGCCCUCCUGGAGGUCGAGGUUGCCUGGCUGAAGAAGGUGAAAGAGGCUGUGAAGGAGUCUGGGGAGGUGGCAAUCGACGAGGCCCUCCUGGAGGGCCACCUGAGCCUCACCAAGGAGCUCCUGGCGUUCCUUCCACCAUCGAAAAAGUACCAGCUCGGUUGUGACGAAAAACGCGGUGACAAUCUCAUCAAGGAGCUCGUCGAGGACUUCAUCUUCCCGGCGUCGAGGCUCAUGCUCCAGCUGAGGAGCACCGGUGAGCUCAGCUCGACCCAGGCAAGCCCAGUCUGCACAACCCCUCAGUCGACGAGUGCUGCAUUCGAUCUGCUGGUGGGAUUGUGCGUGGGAUGUGUUCCCAACAUGAAACUUCUAGUCACAAUGCUCACUGACAUGUUCUAUUCGGAUCGUGACGAGCCCCUGAUCGAGUGGGACUACCUGCCACCAGUGGGUCCAAGACCGCUGAAGGGUUUCGUGGGGCUGAAGAACGCCGGCGCCACUUGCUACAUGAACUCUGUUCUCCAACAGCUGUACAUGGUGGAGAGCAUCAGGGUGGGCCUGCUGAUGGCGGAGGGUGCGGCCACCGAUCUGAACGAGGACUUCUCCGGUGAGGAGAGGAUCGAGGGUGAGCAGACGAUCGAGGCGAGUGACAACGACAGCAACGAGGAGAAGUGCGGAGUCGACGAGUCAAGAAAAGAGUACAACAUCGGUAUUCUCAAGCAGGUCCAGGCCAUCUUCGGGCAUUUGGCCUACAGCAAGCUGCAGUACUACAUCCCUAGGGGUCUGUGGAAGCACUUCAAGCUCCAGGGGGAGCCCGUCAACCUCAGGGAGCAGCAGGACGCUGUGGAGUUCUUCAUGAGUCUCGUGGAGAGCCUCGACGAGGCACUCAAGGCCCUGGGGCACGAGCAGAUAAUGGGGAAAAUCCUCGGGGGCUCCUACAGCGAUCAGAAGAUCUGCAAGGGCUGCCCUCACAGGUACUCCAAGGAGGAGCCCUUCAGUGUCAUCAGUGUCGACAUCAGGAAUCACAGCAAUCUCCUCGACUCGUUGGAGCAGUAUGUCAAGGGAGAACUCCUGGAGGGGGCUGACGCCUAUCACUGCGACAAGUGCAACAAAAAAGUAGUCACUGUCAAGCGUUUGUGUGUUAAAAAAUUGCCCCCCAUUCUUGCUAUACAGUUGAAACGAUUUGAAUACGAUUUUGAACGUGUUUGCGCUAUUAAGUUUAACGACUACUUCGAGUUCCCGAGGGACCUCGAUAUGGAGCCCUACACCGUCAAUGGGCUCGCUAAACUCGAGGGAGAGGUCAUAGACUGUGAUUACGAGGAAGUUAACAAGGGCACGUGUACAAAGUAUCAGUUGAGUGGAAUUGUUGUUCACAGUGGUCAAGCCAGUGGUGGACACUACUACUCGUACAUUCUUCACAGGCAGAAUGACGGCACUGCCAAGUGGUACAAGUUCGACGAUGGGGAUGUGACUGAGUGUAAGAUGGAGGAGGAGGAGGAGAUGAAGUCCCAGUGCUUCGGUGGGGACUACAUGGGUGAGGUGUUCGAUCAGAUGUUGAAACGAAUGAACUUCAGGCGUCAGAAGCGAUGGUGGAACGCCUACAUGCUGUUCUACACUCGUCUGGACGUCGAGGAGAACUCCCUGAUGAAGAGUGUCAAUGAGCUGUCGUUGUACACUAAACUCGGGGUGAUGAAGAUGCCACCGGCUAUCGAGCACAGCGUCAGAAAGCAGAACAUCAAGUUUAUGCACAACAGAAAUCAAUUUAGCCCCGAGUAUUUUCAGUUUAUCAGGAAGUUGGUCUCCUGCAAUCCACCUCACACGACUAGGCAAAAUCUCAAUGACAAGCUGAGUCCAGAGGCGGAGGAGCUGGCGAUGCUGUCGGUGCAGCUUGCCUCGAGAUUUUUAUUCUACACUGGUUUCCACACGAAGAAGACCCUCAGGGGGACAGCCAUGGACUGGUACGACAUUCUCUGCCACCACCUGAGGAACAGCAAAGCCGUUCGCUCGUGGUUCGCCCACAAUGUCCUCUUCAAUCAUCCCCACAGGUUCUGCGAGUACCUCCUGAGCUGUCCCAGCACCGAGGUACGCUCGGCAUUUCUCAAGAUCCUGGUGUUCCUCGCCCACUUCUCCCUCCAGGACGGCCCCUGCGCACCCCCAAGCCUCAAUGCCCCCUCGAUCCUCCUGGAUCCAACGGCAACACUAAGCGAUCACCUGCUCCACGCCGUUCUCUCCCUUCUCCAUCGAGAGAUAUCCGAUCACGGUAGACACCUGCCCCACUACUUCUCACUGUUCCAUUCCUACGCGACACUGGGACUCCCUGAGAAGCAGCAGCUGCUGAAGCUCAACGUCCCAGUGACGUUCAUGCUGGUUGCCAUCGACGAGGGCCCAGGGCCGACCAUUAAGUAUCAGUAUCCCGAGCUCACGAAGCUCCACCAGGUCGUCAGCAUGCUGAUAAGGUGCUGUGACGUAUCCUCCAGGUGUCAGUCGAGUCACGCACCCUCGGGAAUGGCUGUUCUGCCGAAUCCCUACGGUGACCCCCAGUGCCAGAACGACUACCUCAUGGCUAUUCAGCCACAAGCAGCUGAGAUACUCUUCACGAGGACCAGCUACAUGAAGAAGCUCAUCGAGGACGCCAACAUCACCGAGGACACUGUCAAAUUGCUGCAGUACUGCUGCUGGGAGAAUCCCCACCUGUCCAGGACUAUCUUGAGUGAAUUGCUGUGGCAGAUUGGCUUCGCCUACACCCACGAGCUCCGACACCACACGGAUCUGCUGCUGGCGAUGCUCCUAAUGGAGGACUCGUGGCAGACACACAGAGUCCACAAUGCCCUCAAGGGGGUGCCUGACGAGAGGGAGGGCCUCUUCGAGACCAUUCAGAGGAGCAAAAAUCAUUACCAGAAGAGGGCGUAUCAGUGCAUUAAAUGCAUGGUUCAGCUGUUCAGCAAGUGUCGGCCAGCCCAUCAGUUGCUCUAUCAGAAUCCCGAGAUGAAGAGGAAGUGGCUCCACGCUAUUGACUGGCUCCAGGACGAACUCGAGAAGAGGCCGUACACAUCGGCACCACCUUACAGUCAUGCUUAUACUAAUUGGUCACCACCGACCCAGUCUAAUGAGUCUACUAAUGGGUAUUAUUUGGAGAGGAGCAAUUCGGCGAAGAAAACGCUGGAGAGGGCCUUUGAACUUUGUCCUGACGAGGAGCCUGAGGUCGAGGAGGCUAUUUAUGCAGCCCAGCCAGACGUGACAGUUACCCAACAAAUGCAGGAGGAACCCGAGCCACAGCAGUCUCAGCAGCAGCAGCAGCAGCCGACCCCAUCCCCAGUCCACAAGAUUCACUCGUCACACCAGGUACAGACACCCCAAAAUUGUGAAUCACCACAGACAACAAAUCAGGAUCCAUAAUGAAUGGUACACUUGAACUCACGGUUAUUCCGCUCUCACGAUUAAAAUCGUCAACAGAUAUUUAGAUAAAGAAACAGUGACGAUUGAAUGAAUUUACCGGAUUAAUAUAGAAAAAAAGGAAGCUAUAAGAAAUAAUUGUACAGAAUUUACACCGGACUCAUCAUUUGUCACAUCUGUCUCUCAUUAAUUUUCUUCUUUAAUUUCCAACUGAGAUGAUUAGCAAUGACGAAUGGAUAAUUUAUGGCCAUCUCAUCGACGAUUAAAUUGUUGAAAGAUGAACAAUUCAAGUCAUAAAUAUGUAUAGUUAAUUGUGAUUAUUGGGAUCCAGUCUAAUGUCGAGAGAAUACAGCAAAUUAAGUACCAUAAUGCGUUUUUUUUUCGUAAUUAUUAUCUAUGUAAAUUUGAACAUAAUGUUAUGUGAAAUAAAAAUAACGAGAGGAUUAAGUGAGCACUGAGACCAGAAGUGAGUGACAUUUUUCUGUUUAUGAAUCGUGCAACGCAAGAUUUUUGUACUUAAUCACUAACAUCUCGAGUGAUAUUUUGUCAUGCGCAUUUUUUUUUUUCGUAGGAAUUAGCUUCCCACAGGUUUUUUUUCCUCACACUUUUUUUUAAAUGAUGGAAGCAGAUAUACUGAAAUGUUGUGCCUUUCCUUUUGCACCAGCACCCGACGUGAGAAAAUUUUUAUAGGAGAAAAAUAAUUCCCUCGAGUCACCCCUCGUUCAUUGUAAAUUUACGUUAAUUCGUAAGAUUUUUCAGAUAAUCGAAGUGUAAUGUUUAAUGUAUUUAGAAUUGUAAAACGUUUAUUGUACGUUUUUAUGAUGCGACCAUGGACGGAUCCCGGAUAAUUACCGUGCACUGAGAUGAGAAAUUUUAUGAGUUUUUUUUUUUGGGGUAGAGGUGAUCCAUUGAUGCAUGGAAGAUACUGUGAAUUUUACUGGAAUAUAUAAUUCUGGAAAUUGGAGGGAAUAAAGAGAUGUGGUGAAUUAAUUUCAUGGAAUGCUGGGGGUAGUUUCGAAUUACAAAUGGCAAUGAUUGAAGUACAUUUCACUUCGGCAAUUUUGGAGAUAAUUCAGGCCCUUGUUUUGUACUUUGGAAGUAGUUUCUAUCGUCCUCAGGGGUUUUUUGGUUUGUCAAUUGUCCUGACGACGAUUGCACCGGCACAUUUGGAUAUUUCGUUUUGUUGACAUCUUGAAAUUGAAAUUAACAUUCACAAUUUAUCGAGUAGCAUUGAAUCUUGAGCAUUUUUCUUCUCUUUAUUCCAUUUGAUUUACGAGAAUUCAAUAGUUGUAUCGCUGUAAGAUACGAGCCAUCGUAUUGGAGCUGUGGUCUCUUCUAAAACCCCAAGACAUUUGUAUUUUCAAUGAAUUAAUUAUAACUCGUCACUCGAGAAUAACGAGAAAUUUGGGAAUCGUUGGAUUGGGGAAAUUCGACGGACAAAUUGUCGUUUUUAUGGAGUAAUGAGUCAAUUAUUUUGAACUGAUCACAGCUCCAUUACUCGUAAUAACGUAUGUUAUAUAGAUAUUAAAUAAGACCGAAUAAAAAAUGUCACUCGAGUAGAUAGAAGUGUGACAAUCGCGUGUGUACGUGGACAAUUUAAUGAAUUCAGAGACAUUUAAUCAACGACUAUCCCACAUGACAUCCCAGAAAAGCCAUCAUUGUGAAUUGAAGUUUUAUUUUCAAUAUUAAACGAAAAGAAUUUAUUGAAAUUCAUUGUUCGAUGAUUAUCGAGUUAAAUUUUCCAUCAAUCAACUUAUUGCUGAUAUUGGGUUUUUUAAAAAAAUAUGUACAUAUAAUAAUAACUGCUUUUUGUAUGUGAUAAAAAUUAUUAUAUUUCUAUUUUACAAUUUUGAGAGCGGAGCUGUUGUAAAUCCUGGUUUUUUUGUACACAGAGACUCUUACUAUCUAAGUUCAUCCCCUCUUUUUGUUAUUGAACAGUAUAGUUGAUAAUUAUUUAAUUAUUUAAUUAUGUCACUGAGUGUAAUGUCUUUGAGCGAUGGGUUUUAUAUUUCCCUCAAUCGACAAGAAGGACGUAUUCUCUUGAGAGAUUGGUGGAGGCCUUGGGAGGGGGAAAAUACUGAAUUAAAGGGAAAAUUUGCGGAAUUAAUUUCAGCUGAUUGGGGAUGAGAAAUGUGCAUUGUUAGAGAAUUAAUGUUGACAUUUAUUACUGUGGAACAUUCACGUGGAAUUUCAAUUUUCAGGUCCAAUGAAAAUUUUUGAAAAUUUUGCUAAUUCAGGAAAAUUUUUAAUCCAUUGAAAAUUAAAUUUAAUGCAAUGUUUAAUUUUCACAAUGAGUUUGAGAAUUCUAGGAAUAUCAAUGAACGUCUCACAUGGGAAUCCCAAUUUUUAAAAAUUUCCUUCUUAAAUUAAAGUCAAAUUCACAACAUUGAGAAUUUAGACGCAUCUACUGCUUAAAUUAACAAAAAAAUUUAACAGUGUGAAGAAUGGCUUAAAAAAUUAGUUCAUUUUCUAGAAUUCGAAUGCCAGAAGUUGAGGUCAAUCUGAAGAGGCUAAAUAAUUUUAAAAAAUGUUUAAAAAUACGAGGUGGUCGCCAGCUGUGGCCGCCAUCUUGUUUGGCUACCCCUCCCUCUGUCGCAAGGGGCUCCCAAGAUGGCGGCGCCUCCACCUCGUAUUUUCAAACACUUCUUAAACCUUUUUAUCCCCUUCAAAUCACCCUCAACUCAGUUCAUCCAACUCCCGAAAAAUGAACAAUUUUUUCAACCCAUUGUUCACAUCUCUCCAUUUCCUUUUGGCUGAGAAUUCUCGAAUCAAAGUUCUCCCCUCAGGCCUCUCGACACUUUGCGCUUUUGAUUGAAUUUUGUGACUCCAAUAAUUAUCAUCACAAAAUUUAAAUCUUUCGAAUUAGAAAUCACCAAUGGAUAGCUGAGUGCAUUGGGAUUCUAGUCAGUAAAGCAGUGGUUGAAGCAAAAAAACGAUAAAUUUAAAGAAUAAAGUCCAGUCAUCAGUGA
This is a messenger RNA of Diachasma alloeum, 10889 nucleotides long. RefSeq names its product probable ubiquitin carboxyl-terminal hydrolase FAF-X (gene faf). The transcript is spliced from 4 exons. Bases 253 to 7923 code for a protein of 2556 amino acids. Gene Ontology annotation, cellular component: nucleus; cytosol. The record is from RefSeq and is a predicted model, not a curated record. NCBI's taxonomy places the organism in Eukaryota, Metazoa, Arthropoda, Insecta, Hymenoptera, Braconidae. Gene Ontology annotation, molecular function: cysteine-type deubiquitinase activity; cysteine-type endopeptidase activity. Gene Ontology annotation, biological process: cell migration; protein deubiquitination.